AUGAAGCAGCAUUACUCUGUGAACUAUUUCUCCCGAGUAACGCCAUUGGACUGGAGAUUAUCGCACUUUUUACAUUACACAGAAAAAAUGCGACCAAAGGAAUUGUCAAAGCAAGAAGUAGAAGCUGAUUUCAUAGGAGGAUUGCAGGAUGUUUUAGCAAAGGAGUCCAAAAAAAGAGUGAAAAUCUUUAAGACCCGAGCCGAAUUGAACACUUCUGACAUCACUGCGCCACGAAACCUUGCUGGCGCAAAAAUAUUUAUUGCCAGAGACCUCUUAGGAAAGAAGAAAACAAGGGAUUGUAUGAUAUUUCACAUGGGUACCACCGAGCCAGGGACAGCUCUUUGGGAACGCGCUAAAGAGCAAGGGAGCCGCGAGAUUUCUCAAGUUGAUGGUUAUUGGCAACGAAUCCAAGCAAGAUCAGCAGUUGGUAUUGCAAAAAGUCAUUAUAAACUUCAGAAAAUUUCCAAAAAGACAGUAAAUAUGCUUUGUGAAAGGACGUCCAAAAAGCGUGCGAGAGAAGACGAUAACGAAGAAUUUUCAAGUGACGACGAGCUGUCGGAAGCGGAAUUAUCAGUAUCAAUUGAUGACUCUAUUGACGACGUCUUAGAUUUGGAGCUUGACACGGACGGCGCGACAAUAUUUGAAAAUGCAGGAACGAUAGUAGACAACAAGAAUGGCGAAGAGGAAAUUAACAGUGAGACUGGCCAAUUUGGUCCAUUUCCUACAGAAUCCAGUCCAAUUGAUAUGUGGAUUCUACCAUCGGGAAAAUCGGCUCGCGAUGCAAUUCGGACACCACUGUGCGGCGCUCACAAUCCGACCAAUUUCGGGAUUAUAAGACUAGGUCAACGAAUAGUUCGGCCUAAGAUUAUAUCUCGCGAGGACUGGAGUUGCCUUCAAAGUUCCUUUUCAUUCCCUCGAGAAGUAGCGUCUGAGAAGGCUGAAGAGAUUCUUAUAUCGUUGGUGAAGCUUGAGCUACUCGAUGAUUUGGCGAAGUUUAUUAAUAGUAUCGAUAUCACGAGUUUGGAUACUCGUAGCAAAUUUUUUGUGCAAGUUAUAAAAGUAUAUAUCGACACAGUCUUUACCCCGAAGACAGCUUUACGGAGCACGCGUGCACAGGAAUCAACUCUUGGAUCAUUGCUCCUCCAUCCCAUCAUGAACCUAAUUGCCAUUUCAAUAACAUCUGCUGAGUAUCAUCCUGGAGAAGUGUAUUCACGUGCCAGUGCUGCUCAACGGAUUCUACGUCGGCGUCCGAAACCAGAAGAAGAUCGUCCGCUAGGACAAAAAGUAGAUGGACUGUUUGUCUUGUGGGAUGUCGAAGUAGGAGUAGUUGAAAUGACAGGAGGUCCGUGGACAGUUGACUUGCCACGAUACAUAAAGGACCACGUCCGUGGUUUUUGGUGCACAAAAGACUUGAUAAACAACAUCGCAAUGGAGCCUUUAUUUGCCUUUGGCGACUACAGAAUUAUGCGCCAAACACGGUGCUUUUUCGUGCAGACUUAUGGACUCCAAAUUGAGAUAUGGGCUAUGGACUCACCAAUCAAAGGUGUGUACAGGAUGUAUCGCCUGGGAACGACUAAGAUUCCACUAGCAUGGGAUAAUAAAAAUAAUUUACUUGAAAUGUUACAGUUGUUCUGGGACUUACGAAGUGGAAUAUCAGCAACUGCAGACACGUUGAUCAAAUUGAAAAUAUCAGCCGGUCUGGCGAUGGUUAAGCGUCAUGAGGACGCUGAACGUCUCAGUAACUAUAUCGAGAAGGAUAUGCAAGGGACGCCAGUGAAACCUGGCGUAUCGAAGAAAGCACGAACUAUCAUCCCUAAGAAAGAAUUUUCGUCAUCUGAAAAUAACUAA
Molecule: messenger RNA, 1848 nt
Organism: Paraglomus brasilianum
Lineage: Eukaryota; Fungi; Glomeromycota; Glomeromycetes; Paraglomerales; Paraglomeraceae
Source: the annotation of a GenBank genome assembly